This is a messenger RNA of Gadus macrocephalus (Pacific cod), 5972 nucleotides long. It is a transcript of the gene knl1, whose product is annotated as kinetochore scaffold 1. The transcript has 33 exons. Gene Ontology annotation, cellular component: nucleus. Gene Ontology annotation, biological process: cell division; attachment of spindle microtubules to kinetochore; protein localization to kinetochore. Lineage: Eukaryota; Metazoa; Chordata; Actinopteri; Gadiformes; Gadidae. The record is from RefSeq and is a predicted model, not a curated record. Bases 39 to 5450 code for a protein of 1803 amino acids.
AUAAACACAAAGCUCACCUUUUCUUCUGACCGGUUGGAAUGGUUGAAAAAUUCAAGAUGGAGUCACCUGACCCUCUAAUGAAUAAGUCAAAUGUUGCAGGGUCCAGGCGCAGUGUUUCGAUUUUAAAAGCGCCACGGACAUCUGUCGAUUUUGCUGACCCAGAGCUUGUGGAAUCUCAGGUUGAAGUUGCCAUGCCUGUGGAAAAGAGGAAUUCGAGAAGGGUCAGUUUUGCUCCUGCAACUGAUGUUCUGCUAUUUUCAAAAAACGGCUCACCGGUCCGAAAACCUCUACAAGAUCUAAGUGCCGCAAUUAAUCCUGACAACAGAAACCCUAUAGGUGUCAUUGUAAAGGGGAAACAACCAAUCGCUGACAUGGAGAACUUGUUGUACGCUCCUUUGCAAACUUCCCAACAAAGAAAGGAGGUAUCUAUGGUCAGCCAUGAUGCAGAAGAUCUCUAUGGAGAGAAGACGUUGAUGUUCUCUGCCGAUGAUGCCGACAUAGAUGUUACACACAGUCAAACUGUUAUGAUUACCAAUGAUUCAGACUUGCCCUAUCAAGAUGGUGAGAUGCUCCCUACCUGUGCGAACAUCGAUUUCUUUAUGUCCAUGGACAGGAAGAAAGCUGAGCCAUGUACUUUGCCUACAAUCUCUUCCUCGUCAGUGCGCCAUUAUGAUUUGGAAUUUGAAAAACUCCUAGCCAACUUUUCUAAGCCAAGUUUGCCCAAGGACAAUUCUAUGCUGCACAAAGUGGAACAAAAUGUUUCGAUUCAAUCAAAGGAUGUCCAUUGUCCAGAUGAUUCCUCUCAAAACGACUCAAAGGUUGAAGUGGCCAUGCCUGUGGAAAAGAGGAAUUCAAGAAGAGUCAGUUUUGCACCUGCAACUGAUGUUCUGCUAUUUUCAAAGGAAAAUAGAAACGGCUCACCGGUCCGAAAACCUCUACAAGACAUAAGUGCCGCAAUUAAUCCUGACAACAGAAACCCUAUAGGUGUCAUUGAAAAGGGGAAACAACCAAUCGCUGACAUGGAGAACUUGUUGUACGCUCCUUUGCAAACUUCCCAACAAAGAAAGGAGGUAUCUGUGGUCACCCAUGAUGCAGAAGAUCUCUAUGGAGAGAAGACGAUGAUGUUUUCUGCCCAUGAUGCCGAUUUCGAUGUUACACACAGUCACACUGUUGUGAUUACCAAUGAUUCAGACUUGCCCUAUCAAGAUGGUGAGAUGCUCCCUACCUGUGCGAACAUGGAUUUCUUAAUGUCCAUGGACAGGAAGAAAGCUGAGCCAUGUAUAUUGCCUAAAAUCUCAUCCUCGUCAGUGCGCCAUUUUGAUCCAGAAUUUGAAAAACUCCUAGCCAGCUUUUCUAAGCCAAGUUUGCCCAAGGACAAUUCUGUGCUGCACAAAGUGGAACAAAAUGUUCCACUGACAAUAAGUCAGACUGCUGCUAUUGAAUCCAAAAGCCUCCAUGCUGUGACUAGGAUGACAAAGCAACAGGGAAUGAGUCGGUUUCCUAUCACAGAUCUGUUCAAAAACAGUGAAGACUUUGAACUUGAUAUGGACUUUACAACAUGUCAAACUAGGGUCAUUGAAGCAAAGGAUCUCAAUUUGGGAAAGCCCUCAUAUACUGUUACUGCUGGAGGAUCAGUAAGAGUAAUGGCUGACCACCAACGGGAUAAUGCAUUGAACCUGGUAAAGAUGGCCACUGAUAAUUUUGAGCUUGUUAACAUGGAAAUGACACAAAGCCAGACCGCUGCCAGUGUAAGCCUACAUGGAGUCGAGCCAUUGCAAAUGAGUCACGAUAUUCUGAAACCUAGCACUGAGUGGAAUAACCCAUCAGAAGACAAUGACAUGGAAUUUACAACCUGUGCCACUAGAGUCUUUGAAAUGAAAGAUUUCAAUGUACCUGCGAAACGUGGAUGUAUGGCAUUCAAGAGUUUGGCUUUUGCGGCAACUUGCGGUAAAGUAGAUGUUGUUGCAGAGAAUGGCUAUUGCGAGGAUAAAAUCCAAACCAAUACUGAAACUGACUUGGAGAUGGAGUUCACCAGUUGUCAGACAAGACUAAUCGAGACCAAACAUCUUACUUUUGUGAAGCCAUCACUGAAGAUUAGUAGUGGAAAAUGUUUUCCCACACUGGAUUCAAAUGCACAUCUUCAGAUAUCUAUGAAUGCUGUCGAAAAUUCUGAGGGUUCCCAAAAUGUCGCCAACAUUUUCCCUGAAGCCAACAAGGAAAAUGAUGGGCACACCUUGUCAUUUUCCUGUGACGUCACAGGAAGUCGUGAGGGGUUUGAGCGUUAUAAUUGUGAGUCUGAUGAUAUGGAAAUGACAAGUCAGACUGUGGCAAUCUAUGCCAAAAACCUUAAUCCGGUCAAGACUUUGGGGAACAGGCGAAAGAGUUUGGCUUUUGCGGCUACUUGUGGUAAAGUAGAUGAUGUUGCAGAGAAUGGCUAUUGCGAGGAUAAAAUCCAAACCAAUACUGAAACUGACUCAGAGAUGGAAUUCACCAGUUGUCAGACAAGACUAAUCGAGACCAAACAUCUUAAUUUUGUGAAGCCAUCACUGAUUUUCCCUGAAGCCAACCAGGAAAAUGACAGGCAAACCUUGUGUUCUGAGGAUGUGGAGUUGACUAGAAGUACAGGCAUUUCAAAUACACUGUUUCACAGGGGAAGGAAAAGUCGAGCAUUGUUCGAAGAAAAAUCGCCUGGCAUGCAUGUUAAUGUGUUUAACAUGAGCUCAUCCGAAUCGGGGAAUCCAGAUGAGAUUGUCAUCGGAGGAAGCCACAGUGUUGCGAUUCAAUCAAAGGAUGUCCAUUGUCCAGAUGAUUCCUCUCAAAACGACUCAAAGGUGACUGGACCACCUGAAGGCUUGUCUCCCAAUCACUCUGAAAGUCGAGAAAACCUUAGUGACCAUCUUAAGAACAGAUCACAUGGAUUGACUGCUUUUGGAGGUAUGAAACUGGCCCAAAAUGGAACUAUUCCUAACUAUACCUCUACCUUUUCUAGAUCCAUGUUUUCAUUAGAUGGCAAAGUCACCAAAGUCUCUGACCUCAACGAUCAAUUGGAUGCAUCACAAAAUGAUGUGAAAUCUACACCACUUUCAGUGAAUAAGAAUAGCCCUGGGAAUGCUAAUGCAUUUGGUGCAUCACCUGAAUCAGCGACAAUGCAAAAGAACGAUGGUUCUGACCUCAGCCAAGAAAACUGUUCUUUGUCCUGUGGAUUAGAAAGCGCCCCAUGCAUUACAGCUGCAGUUGAUGGAGUUGACGAUGCCUCUUCCACCAAGUCUAGGCGAAUGAGUUUGGCGGAUCUACGAUUUAAAAUAAGGCGCAUGAGCUGCCUGCUCAAUGAACCCACCGAGAGGAUAUCUGUAGACGUUUGCGAUGCACCCUUGUCUCAACCCAAAUCGGCCUCAGACGGAAUCUCUGAUAAAACCCCCUUGACUGCCCUACAACAUAAUCCUGAAACACAGACGACAGACAAUGCAGACUAUACACAAUCAGAACAGUCCGCUGAAGAGCAACAACCCUGUGUAACUGCUCCUCUGAAGUUGAAUAGAAGAAGCCUCUUAUCCAGACUUAUUUUGCCCAAACGCCCACGCAGCAGUUGCAGGAUGCCUGGGAGAGAACACGAUUAUGAAGUAGCCACACAUCAGGUGAGCAGCGGCAUGAGUGACAACAUCGUCGAUGAAGUUCUUCCUUACAUCAGCAGUGAAGAGGAUACGUCUAUGGUCAACGAGAAUCCACAAUCCACCAAUGAAGAUGGUAGUUCACUUCAUGGGCGACACUUGAAAGGUACGUCGGAGGAAGUAGUUUGGGAACUGUCGACUGGUCAUCCAAGUGACUCCCAGUGCGAGAGAACUUCACCAGUAGAUGGCGAAGACAUGAUGGCGGCAGAAAAAAGGAGGAGGAUCUCUUCGGAAAGCAACAUAGAAACGCCGAACCAGUCCCCAGAGAAAGGAAAGUGUAUUGGCACAUUACCUUUGUCUCCAGCAGUCAUGGCCAAGGCUAAAGAUGUAUCUAACCGUAGCACAUCCCAGCUAAGAUCUGAAACAACAUUUGAAUCAACUCUCAAACAAAGCUUGUUUGAAUCCCAGCUUGAAGGCCAUAUGGACUAUACCAAUGAUUUCCAGAAGAACGUUGCGGAUGAAAGCAUAACGGUAUCUGAGUUCUUUCAACUCCUAAACAUCGAUUUUGUCAUUCACAAUCCUCGACAGAGCAUCCUUCCGGGCAAGCUUGCGUCCCAUCUGGGCCACACGCCAGAGAACCUGCUGAAGAACCGGCACAUUCACCAUCCCAAGCAGAUGGUGUAUGAGGCUGAGCACAAGAACCUUGCAGAGAAGGUUGAGAGGUUAAAGGCUCGAAUGAAGGACCAAGCAAGACUUUUACACACUGUCAACCAACCUCUUUGGGAAGAGUUGAAAUGUUUUUCAGAGGAUGAACUGAAAAUAUUUGGUUCGAAGAUGAAGGAGAGAAGUUACUUUUUCCGGAAAAGAAGCAAGGCUCAGUCGCAUGAAAUGAAAGAGGCUCUAUAUUCAAAUCUCCUCCAGGCUAAUCUGGAGGAACGGCAGAGGUUGCAAGGGAAGACGGAGGAAGCCGACGGGAUGCUGAAAAGUUUGGACGACUGCAUCCAGGAACUAGAAACAGAACUUGCAGCAGUUGAAGAAAACGGUUCAGGUGGCAGCAAACUGACUUUGAAGUCAGGUCAACUAGGAUUGGAGAAAGUCACAAUAGAGAUUGCUGAUAAGGAAAGACAAAUGUGUGAAAUGGAAGUGCAGAAGAAGUGCAACGUGGACCAGGUGAAAAGGCUUCAAGUGGAGAUUCAGGAUUUGAAUGGCCAUUUCACACUGCUGCAAGGGCUGAAUGAGUGGAAGCUGGCAGAGAGAAGGGCAGACUGUGACGUCUACUCCUUCCUCUAUGGAUCGCUGCUUUUAGAGGUGGUCUUUGAUACAGGCGCCGGUAAGGACACCGAUGAGAGGAAUAUCUUGGACAUCAAUUUCAAGCUGGAAUUAGAUGAGGAGAAGUCGGAGUGCCAUGCCCGUCUUGUUCACACACUUGUGUCAGACUUCAUCAACGGACAAAGCCACUGGGUGGGAAAAUAUCUUAGCAGCCGAUGCGUCCCUAAGCUGCUGCACGACGUGGCCCUGGUGGUGAGCCGCCUCCGGCUGCUGGGCGAGGAGGUGCGGCGCCUGAGGACCUGGGGAUGUGUGAAGUUCAACAUCUCGGACAUCCGCUGUGUGGGCAAGCGCGUUCACAUCGUCUUCAGCAGCCUGGAGGCCAUGGUUGAGUUUGAGUUGUCACUGGCAGUCACGAUGGCCUACCCCUGUUCUCCACUCCAAUUGCAGGACUUCAAAAAUCAUAUUGGAUCGACUAGCGUAUGCCGCCUUGAAGAAAUUGUGUCAUCAGUAUCUCCAGACAAAAACUACCUGACCAGAAUUGUCAUGGCUAUUCAUGCUGCGGUGCAUUCAUGAAGAUAUGUAUUAUUCCUUUGUUAUUUGCAUGCACAGCCCAGUAGCACUCUGCUGCUGGGGUACUGCUGCCAGCUACCCAUUCCAUUGCUGGUGUUUUUUUUGCAGCAAAAUGACUGCGGAUUGCUGUUGUCUCAAGAGAGGCAUCCAACGUUUUUUUCCUUAGGCCUCUAUUUUGUUUCUACUCCCUUUGGUUUUCAAUUGUGAGUCAGUGUGGCCAUGUUGGUUCCUAGACACUACUUGUUAUCGUAAUAAUCUAUACCGGUUGAUAUAUCAUUUUUUGAAGACUUAACGUUAUUGAAUGCUGUGACAUUUAAAUGGGCUAACUCACCAGAUGGGCCGCAGCAGGAGGAGAGAAAGGUUUUUUAUUUUAUUGUGAUCACACCCAGCAUCGAGCAGCAAUACCAGCAGGGGUAUUGAAGUCUGAAAGUAAGUCUGUUGGGUGAAGUUGUCAAACAUCAAGCGGGGGUAAAAUCAUUGAAAACCUUGUACUGAGAAGUGUUGCAAAUAAAUGUUCCUGUGUAC